Chinchilla lanigera (long-tailed chinchilla) is the source of this 1184-nucleotide messenger RNA. RefSeq names its product phosphatidylethanolamine binding protein 1 (gene Pebp1). The record is from RefSeq and is a predicted model, not a curated record. Lineage: Eukaryota; Metazoa; Chordata; Mammalia; Rodentia; Chinchillidae. Gene Ontology annotation, biological process: negative regulation of MAPK cascade.
GUUAAGAACAGACCCACCAGCAUUUCCUGGGAUGGUGUGGAUGCAGGUAAACUGUACACCUUGGUCCUGACAGACCCGGAUGCUCCCAGCCGGCAGUCUCCCAAAUUCAGGGAGUGGCACCAUUUUCUGGUGGUCAACAUGAAGGGCAACGAUGUGAGCAGUGGCACAGUGCUCUCCGAUUAUGUGGGCUCCGGGCCUCCCAGUGGCACAGGCCUCCACCGCUACGUGUGGCUGGUCUACGAGCAGGACAGACAGCUGAAGUGCGAUGAGCCCAUCCUGAGCAACCGAUCUGGAGACCACCGCGGCAAGUUCAAGGUGGCGUCCUUCCGUAAGAAGUACCAUCUCGGGGCCCCGGUGGCCGGCACAUGUUACCAGGCAGAGUGGGACGACUACGUGCCCAAGCUGUACGAGCAGCUGUCCGGGAAGUAGGGCAAACUCCGCAAGGCCCUGUCGUCCUGGACACCCCAAGCAGUGUUCUCGAUCGAGUUCCGUUCAGUGAUGCAUGUAGAUUUCUCCUUCGUCCCACUCCCUUUGGCUUGAGACCUGCGCUGUCCCAUAGUGGUGUAGGGUGACUUUCCUGCCGCCUGUCCUUCUGGAUGCUGGAUAGUCACACACCCCAGUUUAUGUUUGGGUCACAUUUGAGCUCCGUUUUGGGGGAUAUUUUGGUACUAUGAUGGGAUCAUCAUAUUGUUAAUUAAAGUAUAGCAACCCAAGAUUUAAGGAAGAAAAAAAAAAGGCAGAGAGACCAGGUGUACAAGAAGAGAGCAGGUCAUCAAGGGUCUGUAAGGGGGGCUGGAGAAGAAAGAAAAGGAUUGGUUCUCACAGCCUUCAGGAGACCUGAGUCCAGCGCUGUACACGGUGCCGGACAGCAGGAGGCUCCCAUCUUGGGUAAACCAGGACAGGAUGUUACGUCCCCAGUGACUUAGAAGCUGUCACAGUCCUGCCCUGAGUCCUUUAAAGGACCAGCUGGGAGCAGUGCUGAGGGGACGGCUUGCUCUUGCCGAGGCCUGGCCAUCUAGAUUAACAGUGGGUUGGGGUGACAGGUUGUCAGGAUCCUUAAAUUAAGUGUCUGCUAAGUUGAUCACUUGUCAUUGGUCUAAGAAAAGCUGAUCUAGAGUUGCUUACUGUUGUGUUAAUUCUGGUGUUUGCUUCUUGUUGAAUAAAAGUGAAAACACUGGACAGUC